Molecule: messenger RNA, 3729 nt
Organism: Talpa occidentalis (Iberian mole)
Lineage: Eukaryota; Metazoa; Chordata; Mammalia; Eulipotyphla; Talpidae
Product: TBC1 domain family member 9B-like
Molecular function (GO): calcium ion binding
Source: RefSeq, a predicted model, not a curated record
AUGCAUAUGCUCAAGACAGAGUUUUUACCUUCUCAGGUGACCAUUGUCGAAAAAGCUGAUAGCUCCAGUGUCUUGCCCAGCCCUUUGUCCAUAAGCACCAAGAAAAUGACCUUCCUGUUUGCCAACCUAAAAGACCGUGAUUUGGUUCAGAGGAUCUCUGACUUCCUUCAGAAAACAUCACCCAAGCAGCUGGGCAGCAGCAGUGGGAGCAGGAAAUCUAGCACAGUGGAUUCGGCCCCAGAGUCUUCCCCAGCAUCCCAUGAGGCAUUGGAAGAGCCGGCCAGUUUGUCCUCACCCUUCAGUGGCCGCCAGAUCUCCCGUGCACAGGAGGCACCAACCGCUUCCAAGGGCCUGCUUAAACUCUUCCAGGGCAACACGUACAUGGAGGAGCUGGGAGCCAAGGGGGCCAAGGAGAAGAUGAAAGAGGAGUCAUGGAACAUCCACUUCUUUGAAUACGGGCGCGGCAUGUGCAUGUACCGCACUGCCAAAACGCGGGAGCUGGUGCUGAAGGGCAUUCCUGAGAGCCUCCGCGGGGAACUGUGGCUCCUCUUCUCAGGGGCCUGGAAUGAGAUGGUGACCCAUCCCAGCUACUAUGCUAAUCUGGUAGAGAAGUCCAUGGGGAAGUACAGCCUGGCCACAGAGGAGAUCGAGCGAGACCUCCACCGCUCCAUGCCCGAGCACCCUGCCUUCCAGAAUGAGCUGGGGAUUGCUGCACUCCGGCGGGUGCUGACUGCCUAUGCUUUCCGAAACCCCACCAUUGGCUACUGCCAGGCCAUGAACAUCGUCACCUCAGUGCUCCUGCUCUAUGGCAGCGAGGAGGAGGCCUUCUGGCUGCUGGUGGCUCUCUGCGAGCGCAUGCUGCCUGACUACUACAAUACCAGGGUGGUAGGGGCCCUGGUGGACCAAGGCAUCUUUGAAGAGCUUACAAGGGACUUUCUACCCCAGCUCUCUGAGAAGAUGCAGGACCUGGGGGUCAUCUCCAGCAUCUCACUUUCCUGGUUCCUGACCCUAUUCCUCAGCGUCAUGCCCUUUGAGAGUGCCGUGGUCAUCGUUGACUGCUUCUUCUAUGAGGGCAUCAAGGUGAUCCUACAAGUGGCCUUGGCCAUCUUGGAUGCCAACAAGGAGGAGCUGCUGGCCUGUGUGGACGAGGGCGAGGCCAUGACCAUCCUGGGCAGAUACCUGGAUAACGUGGUCAAUAAACAGAGUGUCUCUCCUCCCAUCCCACACCUCCAUGCCCUGCUGACCAGCAGGGAUACCCCCCCUGCAGAAGUGGACAUCUUUGACCUCCUAAAGGUGUCAUACGAGAAAUUUAGCAGCCUACGUGCUGAUGACAUCGAACAGAUGCGGUUUAAACAGAGGCUGAAAGUGAUCCAGUCCUUGGAGGAUACAGCCAAGAGGAGUGUGGUCCGAGCUAUACCUGGAGACAUUGGUUUCUCAAUUGAAGAGCUGGAAGACCUUUACAUGGUGUUUAAGGCCAAGCAUCUGGCAAGUCAGUACUGGGGUAGCAGCCGCCCCACAGCUGGGCGUCGGGACCCCAGCUUGCCCUACCUAGAACAGUACCGCAUAGACGCCAGCCAGUUCCGGGAUCUUUUCGCCAGCCUGACACCUUGGGCCUGUGGCUCCCACACAUCUGUGCUGGCAGGACGAAUGUUCCGGCUCCUGGAUGAAAACAAGGACUCGCUGAUCAACUUCAAAGAGUUCGUGACAGGGAUCAGUGGGCUGUACCAUGGGGACCUGACAGAGAAGCUCAAGGCACUCUACAAGCUACACCUGCCCCCAGCGCUGAGUCCAGAGGAGACUGAGUCUGCCCUGGAAGCCACCCAUUUUUUCACUGAGGACAGCUCCUCAGAAGCAUCUCCCCUGGCCUCAGAUCUGGAUCUUUUCCUGCCUUGGGAGGCUCAAGAAGCACUACGGCAGGAAGAACAAGGUGGAGCUGGCAACGAGGACGUCCGAGACAAAAGAGAAGAGGAAAAGGGGACCAGCCCCCCUGACUAUCGACACUACCUUCGAAUGUGGGCCAAGGAGAAAGAGGUUCAGAAGGAGACAAUCAAGGAUCUUCCCAAGAUGAACCAGGAGCAGUUCAUUGAGCUGUGCAAGACACUGUACAACAUGUUCAGUGAAGACCCCAUGGAGCAGGAGCUGUACCACGCCAUUGCCACGGUGGCCAGCCUGUUGCUCCGCAUCGGCGAGGUGGGGAAGAGGUUUUCGGUACGGCCAGGCAGGAAGCCCAGGAAUGGUGCCCCUGAGGAGGAUGAAGCGCCAACCCCCAACCCCGCUUAUGACCCAGCCCUGGAGCUUCAGCCAUCAGCCGCAGGGGAUCCCCAGGCCAAAGCUGGGGGUGAUACCUACCUUGGGAAGACACCACAGGAAAGCCAGGUGGUGGGUGAAGGGGGCAGCGGCGAGGGGCAGGGAUCCCCCUCCCAGCUUCUGUCUGACGACGAAACCAAAGAUGACAUGUCCAUGUCCUCCUACUCGGUGGUCAGCACAGGCUCUCUGCAGUGCGAGGACCUGGCAGAUGACACAGUGCUGGUGGGUGGGGAGGCUCGCAGUCCUGAGGCCACUGCUCGCUGUGGGGGCACCGUGGACACAGACUGGUGCAUCUCCUUUGAGCAGAUCCUGGCCUCCAUCCUAACGGAGUCCGUGCUGGUGAACUUCUUUGAGAAGAAGGUGGACAUUGGACUCAAGAUCAAGGCAAAGAAGGUGGAGAGGCAGUUCAGCGCCUCCAGUGACCACGAGCAGUCAGGGCUUUCAGGCUGAUGCCUCCACUGAAUGGGGACUCGCUUCUCUCUCCUCGCUCCCACCCUUCCUUCCUGUCUCUUUUCUCCCAGUGUCCCCAGAAACAAUGAGCUGUUAAGUGGAAGAAAGUUUGAGCAGUUGCAGGUAGGGCCCAGGCAGAGUCUCCCUCGUCCUUCAUGUACCGGCCCUUGCAUGGUGUCCAAGGCUCUCUUGGCUCUGCCCCCUGCUUGCCCACUGCCUCUGUGCCUCACGUGUGGCCAAGCCAAACCCUGUUCUCCACCCACCAGUGUGGAGGAGCCAGGUAGUGCUCCGGGGAGCCCCUUCUGCCACUGGCACCAGGUGGGAGGGUUACGAGCCUGUUGGGCACCGGUGUUGGGACCUUUAAGGUAUCUCCAGGAACUCCUAGGCUGGCGCUCCCAGCUAAGGGACACAGGCGGGAGCCAUGCAGGUAUUACUCAAAAUCUUCUUUCAGCUUCUCCUCCUCACCAUUAACCUUAAAGGUAAAUCCCUCAGGUCCUGAUAGAUUUCCUUGUAUUCAGUUCAGUUGGCUAAAAAUGACACUGUGCUCAAUGCCUUAAUAAAUCCCUGAAGGAACUAAAGCUACUGUGUACAACCUUAAUGUGACCUUCCAUAGCCUGAGGCCCGUGGCUUCUCCCCAGUCAGGUAUAGGGCCCAGGUUGUGUGCUUGAGGUUCCAGACUCUCAGUCCCUCGUGGGGGGUGUUCAAGGCCACCAGGGAGGACAGUCACAAGGGAAGUGCUGAUGCAGGCAGGCAGGGCCUGUGCUGACCUGUGCUGGCAGGGGAAGCCCCAGCCUGCUCCAUAGGUCUAAGCGGCGUGGUUCUGGGCACAGCAAGUGUGUGCUCGGGCCUGGGCCACAGCCAGCAUGGGAGAUCAGGGGGCAGACUGUAGGGCCAUAGGCAGUGGCCUUGCAGCAGGAGUCACUAGUUGGUAUCCAGUGUCUGCUCCCCACACAGGGCUGCUCCUGCCUUUUA